AUGCAACUCCUAGGACAUCCUCGACUACCCCCGCCGCUCCGGCGAUGUGGGGCCUUUACUUUCGAAAGCUCAUACCCUCGUGGAAUGAAGGCUCGCAAAGGGGGACUGCGACACGACCGACGAGGAACGGCAGAGCCGGGGGAAGAGAUCAAGGCGCGCUGGGCGAGGGAGGGUGAGGGGACUGUGGGGAUUUUGGGCUACGGGGCGGCGCGGGUUGGGUCGGAGACUGAGCCGGAGUCGGGCAUGGCGGGGUAG
This is a messenger RNA of Morchella importuna, 255 nucleotides long. RefSeq lists its product as uncharacterized. The transcript has 2 exons. The record is from RefSeq and is a predicted model, not a curated record. The coding region runs from base 1 to 255 and encodes 84 amino acids. NCBI's taxonomy places the organism in Eukaryota, Fungi, Ascomycota, Pezizomycetes, Pezizales, Morchellaceae.